GGUAUGUUCCCUUGGAUGAAAAUCAGCAGCGGCUGCAAAGAGCGGAGGCAAAGUGCAAUAUCAAAGCGAUUCAUACGGACAAGACAACACGACAGCCUGGGGCCGUGGAUCAGAGACGGCCUGAAAUCGGACAUUAUGCAGUCGUUCCUGUCAGCUUCGUGAACGAGGCGGGUCGUUUCAUGUGGAAGACGCUCUCCCGUGUAUUCUGGAUGAUCUCCCGCAGCCAGGUCCGCGUAUUGAGAUGAUCUAUUUUUGUGAUGGCGAAGGGUCUGUUUCCACGGGCCUGGGUGAAAAAGUCUUUCUACUUCCAGGCUCGGAUCUCCUUUGUGCGGGUGAAGUACCUGUUCCUUACAUGGCUGACUGUGCUGGUGGGGAGCUGGGUGCUCUAUGUGCAAUACUCCGCCUACACAGAGCUGUGCAGAGGACACGAGUGCAAGAACGCCAUUUGUGAUAAAUACAGGAGGGGGAUCAUCGAUGGCUCUGCCUGCAGCAGCCUGUGCGACAAAGAAACACUCUACAUGAGCAGAUGUCUGUCCACACUCCCUAACAACCAGGUGUACACAGGAAGCUGGGGAGACCGUGAUGGGAUCAUCCGCUGUAAGCUGGGGGAGGUUGUGCACUACGAGCUGGGCGAGGAGCCGGAGCCACGGAGAGAAACCCCUGUGUUCGACAAGCCCACCAGAGGCACAUCGGUGGAGAAGUUCAGAGAGAUGGUCUUUAAUCACCUCAAGUCCAAGCUCGGAGAGCAGGCUAACCUCGCCAGCCUUGUCAGCCAGAUCCUCUCUGUCGCCGACGGCAACAAAGAUGGACGGGUGUCCCUGCCAGAAGCCCGCUCUACAUGGGCCCUCCUGCAGAUGGACGAGGUGCUGCUGGGCCUGCUGCUCCAGGACCGUGGACACACUCCUCGCCUCCUCGGCUACUGCGGGGACCUGUACAUGACGGAGCGAGUCCCCUAUGGGCCCCUGUAUGGUUUGUCUCUACCGUGGCCGCUGGUGUCCUGGGUGCCCAGCGGCUUGCAGCGCACUAUGGACCAGUGGUUCACCCCCUCAUGGCCUCGCAAAGCUAAGAUCUCCAUGGGCCUGCUGGAGCUGGUGGAGGACAUCUUCCACGGCACCUACGGCAGCUUUCUGAUCUGCGAUCUCGCCGCAGCACACUUUGGUUACACUGACCGCCAUGAACUCCGUCUGACUAACACCCGGGGCGUGGUUCCUGAGGACGAGUUCAGGCGCACUAUGCGGGCGCUGAAGUGUGAGACGGAUGCCGACUGCGUGUACGGGACGGACUGCCAGACGUCAUGUGACGUGUCAGAGAAACGGUGCAAGGAGGAGCCGGUUCAGCCAAACUUGGCAAAGGCAUGCAGUGCGCUGAAGGACUACCUCCUGCGUGGGGCGCCGUCAGGGCUGAGAGAGGAGCUGGAGAGGCAGUUGUACGCCUGUAUGGCUCUGAAGGGUAAUGCCAGACAGAUGAACAUGGAGCACUCGCUAAUCCUCAACAACCUGAAAGCUCUGCUGUGGAGACAGAUCUCACACACCAAGGACUCGUGACGAGGACAGUAAGUCAUGCCAGUCGGUUCCUCACACGGAGCUGAAUAUUAAAGAUGCUGUGAUUUAGAGAUAGCAAAUUUAAUGAAGCAAUUUUUACCAGCUCUUAACACUAAUCAGACCGGUCAGACUGAAGGAGACUCUACCUCCUCUAUCCAAGCUUCAGAGGUCGGGGGCCUGGAACACACGUUCAAGGACUGUCAAAUAAAAAAUAAGAUAAACUGAAUGAUGCAUGUUGCCAUCAGUCACACUUAAAACUGUUCAUGCAGCCACAUUGUAUUGUAUUGUAUUGUCCACCAUAGAGGAAUGUUAUGGAAACACUAAUGGAAAGAACAGAUUUUACACUAAGUCUCAAGAGCUGAGAGACUAAAUUGCUGUUUUUACCACAACAUCAUGCUGAUAUGUCCGAGCUGACAAGGUUCAUCAAAGAAGAGUUUGUUCUGUGUGGGAAGACGUUGCUGUUUUACGAAGCUCCAGUUUAAAGUGUAAUGAAAUUGCACUAUUUUAAGCUCUGCUCCUUAAUUUUAUGUUAAAGGGCCAGUGUGCAGGAUUUAGUGGCGCCAGCUGGCGAGGUUGCAGAUUGCAUCCAAGUGAAUAGCCCUCACCUAACCUUUCCCCGUGGCAACCUCAAAAAACGUGAAAGGCGCUCUUUAGAGCCUAUGUUUGGUUUGUCUGUUCAGUGCUACUGUGGAAACAUGGCAGUGCAACAUGGUGGACUCCGUGCAGGAGGACCCACUCUCUGUAGAUAUGAAGAGCUCAUUGUAUUUUUAGGUGAUUAUACACAACAUAACUAUGAUUAUUAUGUUUCAUUUCUGUCAUUCUGCCAACAGAUCUGUCUAAAUCCCACACACUGGUCCUUUAAGGUUGCUACUUAGCACCGUUACAUAGUCAGGGAGUGUACCUCUGAAGGAUACGGCUGGUGAUAUUGUAUAUUUUCAUUUCUAGCAAAUCAAACGAAAAGACCAAAAAACUAGCUGUGUUGCAGUUUUAUUCUGUUUGACAUUCUUGUUGAUUUUACUCUGCUGCCUGUAGCACUCUCAGCCUACUAAAGGCAUAAAUAUUUAAAAAGAAAUCUCAAAAUUAUACUUUCAUUAAAAAAAAAAAAAAAACAGUUAAAUAAUUUCCAGCAGCCGGACACUUUUGUUUUUUCAAAGAACUUGCUCACACGGCAGUAAAUGGUGCAUUUGUUGGAGACAACUUUUAGCUGUGGAUGAACAGGUUUGGUGCACUAGUUCGUAUUUACAGUCAAUUAUGUCGAGUCGAAAUAAACUACAGUGCCAAUAUUCAUCAUGAUGGAGCAUGUCGUCCAGUGCAGCCGUGUACAACUUUUUAUAUAAUUUUUGGAUCAAUUGCACAGAGAAACUAUAUUGGUCUGGUGAGUUGAAUUCAUUGUUAAGUUGGGUCUUUUCAGGUGUAUAGUUGACAAUGGGAAAAACAUAGCAUAUCAUUUAACUUAACCUUCAACCAUUGCAGAUUGGUGACACCUUAAAUGGGAAAAAAAAAAUUAGAAAUGAAAAUGCUGUACAGGAUCCAGAGACUUGGAGAAUUAAGGAGCUUUAAAGCUCUAUCUCAUGGUAGCUUUUCCUUUGUCACUUAUCUGCAUGGUAAAAUGAGGCAGUUCAUUAGCUUCAGAGUGGAUAAUGUUUUAAUUGUUGCUAUUCCAGAGGUCAUAUACUGUUUGUCAGUGCACCUCACUCUGCUGGACUUCUCCACCUGUAACGCUAGUGACAUCUUCAAUGCUGCAUCAUUGUCACAAAGAGAAAUAUUAAUGUAUUUUAUUUGGUCUGUGAAUGUUAUCUUCUUGCAUUUCUCACUUAAAAGAGCAUUUGUGGUAAUGUGCUGUAUCACAUUGUUUUGGAUCUUGUCUCAGUGCCAUAGAGAUCAUGCAGAAAUCCUUUGAAUGUUCGACACCAGUGAAGGUGGGAGUCUUCUAUCAAAUCUUGUGGCCACAUUUGAAUGCUGUUCAAGACUAUUUUUCCACGAUCCCUCCCAGGCAUCGUUGUUGUGAAGUUACUGUGACCGAGUCGACAACCUGACUUGUUUAACCACUUUAAAUGCAUUUCAGAGCAGACGUGUCCUGUAAAGCAGGUCAAGCUUGUGGUCAAUGCUGCUGUUUGAAUUUUGAAAAAUGUAAAAAAAAAAAAAAAAUGUUUACUUAUUGAAGAGACCAGCAUGAUUUUGCACAAUUAAACUACACACCA
This is a messenger RNA of Chelmon rostratus (copperband butterflyfish), 3742 nucleotides long. RefSeq names its product divergent protein kinase domain 1Aa (gene dipk1aa). The transcript is spliced from 6 exons. Bases 258 to 1544 code for a protein of 428 amino acids. The record is from RefSeq and is a predicted model, not a curated record. NCBI's taxonomy places the organism in Eukaryota, Metazoa, Chordata, Actinopteri, Chaetodontiformes, Chaetodontidae.